Porites lobata is the source of this 5417-nucleotide messenger RNA. Lineage: Eukaryota; Metazoa; Cnidaria; Anthozoa; Scleractinia; Poritidae. The record is from the annotation of a GenBank genome assembly.
AUGGAACGUGCGCCGGACAUCUUUUCUACAUCGCCAUGCCUCAACUCCACUGCACCUUUUUUUCUGCCAUACGUAACAGGAGGAGUUUCAGCUUUUCUUUGUCUUAUUACGGUGCCGGGAAAUUUGCUCGUGGUUUUAGCUGUUUUCAUUGAUCCCAACAAAGAUUUACGUUCUCCGUUUAUGUACUUUGUUGCAAACCUUGCCAUGGCUGAUUUACUAGUAGGACUGGUCACCGAUCCUCUAUCAGCUUUCUACCACAUGAAGAACGCACUUGGGCUACUUGACUACGAAACACUUUAUAUUCCAUCUGUUCAUAUACCAUUCUUCAUCUCCUGUACUGCUUCAGUACUAAGCUUGGCCGCGUUAACUGUCGAUCGCUACCUCGCUAUUAGUUCACCUUUUCGAUACAGGGCUAAACUGAACAUGAUGCGUGCGGCGAUGGCUUGUGGUACAGUAUGGACCCUUUCACUGAGUUUUCCGUUUGCUUACCUAUAUAUUGGAUUCUAUCACUACGCCUUUCUCUUUGCUAACACUGCUGUGGCAUUGACAUUUCUCGUCCUAUUGUUUGCCUAUAUACGGAUUUACAAAAUAUUUCGUCGUCAAGUGCGCGAAUGGGACAGACUACAUGACAGCACAGAAGAAAAUCGUGUCAAGAAAUGUACCAUGAGAUGGGAGCAAAAGAUAACCAAAACUCUACUCAUCAUGUUAGUUUUGUUUAUUUCAUGCUAUUUUCCCGCGUGCGCUCUCAUAUAUAUUAUCAAUUUGUGUAACACGUGUAAUUGUGACCUUAUUUUGUGGGCUCGUGACCUUCAGUUUUUGCUUAUUUUAGCAAACAGCUCUAUGAAUCCGUUCAUCUAUUCAUGGCGGUUGAGAAAUUGCAGAAGAGCGUUUCUGUGGAUUGUUACUUGUGGAAAGAAAGGGGGUAAACAGCGCCAGUAUGUGUAUUCAUUCGAAAUGCGAAGCUUUCGUCGCGCUUCUACACCCACUCCGUCAUAAAGACAAGAUACUUGUACUGGCAAUUUCGAUAGUUCUGUAUGUAAAGUAUUAAAGCAAAUUUAAAUGUUUAUGUUCAAAAUUGGUAAAUAAAUUCUUAUGAGGAGCACCUAGCUGGAGUCGUAUUAAAGUCGAUCCAGCUUAGAACUGGCUUCUCCCACGCAAACGUUUUGAUGUCUAUCCUACCAGUAGCCCCUCAUUUUCCCUCAGGGAUAGCAGGGCGAGCAAAACGAGAACGAGCGUGAAAAUCGCGCGCUCGCGUUUCGCUUGCUCUACUUUCCUUGAGGGAAAAUGAGGGAAUAGUCGUAAUCUAUUUAAGGUCUUUUAAGGGGAGCUAUAUUUACCCGGCGACGUUUGAAAAAGGUUUAACUUAUUCCGAUGACAUUUACGUUUGGCAAAGCAGCGUCGGAAACUCAUAAGAAGAAUGGCAUUUUACCAUCUAUCAUAGGAUGUAGGGGAGGGUGAUGUUAAGCCCUUGGGCUCUUCCCCCGGCCUUACCCCCUCCAUUCCUCUUUCAGUUUGUAAUAUAAAGUAACGGUGUUUUCGCUAAGUUUGAAAUAACGCACUGGCCUUUACCCUUUGUUUUCAUUCUCAUGUUUAAGGAGCUGUUUUCUUUUUUUUCCUAGUAUACAGUGCAAAAAACGACAAAAAGCAAACAGAGCGAUUUUUAAAAUUGGUCACUGCUUUAUGGCAUAUUCUCUGAUCCAUCAAAAAUAUAUAUCAGUAUAUAAAAAAUAUAUAUUACAAACAUUGACAAACCGCACUUGCAGCAGUUAGCAUAGCUAAUCUAGGCAGGUUGUCAAGAAAAAGAAAAAACAAAAAUUAACUCAACCUCCAUCUUGGUCAACUUUGUACCCAAGAAAACGGAAAUUACGGUUUCACGUGAAAAUGCCUAAAAUAAUUAUUUUCCUCUGACGCUAUUUUUUUUUUUUUUUUUUUAAUGCGAACUGCGUUCAAGAUUUUCAUACAUUUACUUUAACAAAUUAUACUUCCAACAAGAGUGGAAUUUAUCAGGGACACCGAACGAGUGUUUUCUGUUCAAUAUCUGUUAUAAGAAGCAAAAAAUAGCCUACAGCUUGAGGAAGUAAGGAAGGCUAAAAAUUCAUAGAUUACCGUUCCGUUCAUGCACAAUUUGCGAGACUUACCUAACAGAUUCCCCACUAUUUUCUAAAGUAAAAUUUUUCCCAUUUCACUUAGCCUGCGUAGCAAGCGUUUCCAAUCGAGUUAUUGCACGAAAGUUACCCUUCCCCUCCCCCGUCAUUCUUUUUUUUUUUGCUCUUGUCCCAGCUUUCUAGACGAACCUCGCGAGGAAACGCUUGCUACGCAGGCUACAUUUCACUCCCCUGGCAGUGGCUGAUCCAGACCUUCAGAUAAAAGGGGGGGAGGGGCGGCGGUCUAAAAAAAUCUUUUUCCGCCCCUCGGGCCUCAGUUUGGUCCAAAAAUAAGGGGGGGCUCGGCCCCCCCAGGUCCCUCCCCUGGAUCCGCCACUGCCAGGUUAAGCUAUUUUUCGUAGAAAAAGAAAAGUUAAAAUUUUCGGAUUCGAAAAGAGAGAGGGAUCAGAAAAUUUUUUACUUUCGUAAAACUUUCAAUUGCAUCUAAAACUUUCGGGAAUAGUAAUAACGAAGCCCUUUUAAUCUCCAAAAGACUCAAGUACUCCUAGGAUGAUCGAACAAAUACAAAUUUUAUAGCGCCACUUAGAAUACAUUUCUAUAGAUUUAAACAGGCUAUCUAAAAGCACUCUGGGCAGCCUAAAAAGUGUUUUCAAUGUAUUGAGGAGGAAACAGUCGUUGAGUGGCCCUGAUCUAUGACCCCAGAUGCUCUACCACUAACCUUCUAAAGACUGUUGGGAGCUAGGGCCAUUAAACUACGUAUUUAAAAACUAGAUUAACGUGACAAACAUUUUCGACGUCAUUAAACCACCUCUCAAAGACACCAGGGAAAUGUUUAACCGGCGACCUGUUAAAAUGGCUCCAUCACCUAUAUUCGCGGUGUUCCCUGGCUUACACACGGUAACCACCUGCCCCGCCUAGCCAAUUCACAUGCUUAAGGGCUUCGUAAGUCCUACGUUUGGAAUGGAGAGAGAGAGGAACGCAAUAUAAGGAAAGAUUUUCCGAAAUGACUUAUGACAUGGAGUAUAGGCACUGAAAGGGCUCAGAACGUGAGAGUGUUGUCGACGCACGUUUCGGCAAGUACAAAAGUGAAUUACCUUACAAUCAGGAUAAAUCACCGGCUUUUAAUGUUAAUUAAAAGUUAACAGAACUUAACAAAGCAGUCCUACAGUGGCGAUGCUAUUCGCUAACCAACAAGAAAGGAAAAUAGAAGGAAAAGUGAUGGGGAAAAAGACCGACUUUGACAACUGGGAAGAAACUCGGUUGAAUAUAGGCAUGGUACUGCUUGCCUGCGAGCAAGGUCUCCUAUUUGGGUAAGCGACGUGAGCCUCGCCGGCCCCUCGCGGCUUCGCCGCUCGCUCGCGCGUUCUCGCGAGACUCGCUUCACUCGCCCAGAUAGGAGAGCUUCCUCGCAGGCUAUGGUACUGUGCGAAAGCUCACCGGACCAGAGUCACGUCUAAGGUGUAAAUGUUGUUUAAAAUGUGAGAUUAGCAAAGACCAUAAAGGCUGCACGAACUUUCUUUGAACCCAAAAUAAAGGUCAAAAAGCGCAAAUCCUAAGCAAACACUUAAUUACCCCUUCAUAUAAUAAAUAACCACUUCAAAGGACGCCAAAAAUAUCUGAGUAGAGUAAUAGUCUGUAAUGAAGGGUCAACUGUAUACUAGGAACACUAAGAACAAAAGUACUAUAGUACUUCAUAUCGCUGUGCUUUGACAUAAUUGUCGUCAUUCGUAAUUCAUUGAACAUUUUGAUGGCUUUUUCGAUCAUAUUUAUGUCAAUGACAAGACCCUUAGCGUCAUCGAGCUUUCAAAAGAACUCGAUUAACAACAGGUGAAUGUCAACACAAAGUUGAUCAGCCAAGCGUGUAAUACCACGAAACACCAGCAUUUAUAAACAAAAGACAACUAAUUUACGCUAUGUUAACACUGCCAGUAACAUAGGACAAAUGAAAACCAUCGGUGGAAGGCAUAAUCCAGUCUUGUUGUAAUGAAUCAAAUGUGGUUUACUUGAUUUGUACCCGGAGACCUCCUGACGGCAAUCCAUCUUCUUUGGUCAGACAGCUUGAUUAAGGGCCGCGAAACAGGUAGAGUAAUUAUAAAUGACAACCACUUACGAAUGACUUCACAAAAGCGAAGUCGGUUGCUUUGACGAAUAUUGGUCUUGUCUAGUUUCAUUAGUCGGCGUCUCCAGUCUUUUAAAAGUUUCCCUAGGUUAACAAACUAAGACCUGUGCCUACAAGUGCCCACAAGGCCGAGAAGAAAGAGGAAGUACCGGAGAAACUCGAAAACUUUAAAGGCAUCAAACGAGUUGUUUAUAGUCUUUACAAUGUAUAACAUCGUCUGUUUGCGUUUGCAACGUGUUUAAAACCAUCGAACGACAACUGUUGUUAAUCAACUUGCCUGUUGAGACAUCAUACCAGUUUAAGCUGCGGCAUAAACUGCCGUGAGUUGUGUCUUCUAUUAUCGUUACUUCUAGUACUGUUUCACAAAUAGUCUCAAGCCGCCAGAACUGAUCACCAACGCUAUAAACCUUUAACAAGGUUACAUUUUACACUUACGCGGUUCAAAGUGGCACUCGCCAAAGAAACCUGACCGAGGUCUGUCUGAAUCAAUUAUCAGUGAUGGGUUGAUAUUCGACUUGAAGGCGCCGUUUAUUACAGGUCUAAAAGUUGUAAGAAGCGACGUCUACUUGACCAAAAUGAGCGAACCACCAUGGAGACACUAUGCUAGAGGAAUGCUACCAUUGUCACCGAUAGCUAAGAAAAGUCGAGAAGGUAACUGCCUGCCGAACAAAGGCGAUUUUUCCGAGUUGAAAAAAGACGGCGAUGGAGAAGAGUACAAAAGAGAGAAAAGGAAAAGAGGCAUUGUUGUUAACGUUAAGCCUCAUAUUAACAUCAUGCAACAAGAAAAUAGUCCUCAAACCCAAAACAGCAGGAAUGCAAUGCUCAGAAGACUAGCAGAUUGUUUCGCGUACAGACAGAUGACUGCAAAAUAUAGAGCCAAGCGACAUAGCGUUCUGGGGUUUCAUCCACGCUUGUGUACAAUACAUGAAAAUGCAUCUGAACUGGCCAAUGAUUUGGAUGCUACCUUCAAUAGUUUAACCGCAGACGGAGAUUUAAGGGAAUUCAAUACAAAGACCCCUUCCCCAACUACAAAGGCCGAUAACACUUUGUCUACUUUGGAGCGAUGUCCAAGCUUUACUUCCUGUUGCCAAACAAACGAUCAGACAAUUGCAGCGUUACAUGAAGACAUCAAAGAACUUUGGAUGCGGCUUGAAACUGUCGAAAAGGAUUUCGCGUGGGCGAGGGGAAGCCUC